Molecule: messenger RNA, 366 nt
Organism: Beta vulgaris subsp. vulgaris (sugar beet)
Lineage: Eukaryota; Viridiplantae; Streptophyta; Magnoliopsida; Caryophyllales; Amaranthaceae
Exons: 1
Coding region: 1-366 (121 amino acids)
Biological process (GO): DNA integration
Molecular function (GO): nucleic acid binding
Source: RefSeq, a predicted model, not a curated record
AUGGUACAAGAUAGCAUGGACUAUGCAAAGAAAUGUGAAGCUUGCCAAUUUCACGCUAACUUCAUUCAUCAACCUCUAGAGCCAUUGCACCCCACAGUUGCAUCCUGGCCAUUUGAAGCAUGGGGACUCGAUGUAGUUCGCCCAAUUACACCAAAGUCAUCUGCUGGACAAGCAUAUAUUUUGGCAGCGACUGAUUAUUUUUCUAAGUGGGCAGAAGCCAUCCCCCUACGUGAAGUGAAAAAAGAAAAUGUUGUUGACUUCAUUCGUACUCACAUCAUCUACAGAUAUGGUGUACCCCAACGAAUUGUCACGGACAAUGGAACACCAUUCUAUAAUAAGUUGAUAAAAACUUAUGUAGAAGUUUAA